CCUCUCUCUCCCAUCCGAUGGAUCCCUCGGGCCUCUUCGACCACCUCGCACCCGCCAACGGCGGCGGCAGCGAGCCGGCCAGCGGUGCCUCGUCGCCCGGCAAGGCCGAGCGUAAGGCUGCCCGCGCCGCCAAGAAGGCCGCAAAGCGCGCCCGCGCCCAGGCCGGCGCCUCGGACGAGGCCGACUCGGACGCGCCGCAGGCCUCGACGUCGGCCGCACCCGCCGCCGCCGCCGCCAGCAGCAGCGAGGCGGCGCCGUCGCGCAAGCGCUCGCGCCUCGGCGCCAACCCCAUCACGCAGGAGACGGUGCCCGUGCUCGCCGACGAGUUCACCGCCUCGGCCUCGCGCGCCCUUGCGCCUUCUGAGCCUGCGGGCGGCGCCGGCCAGACGGUUGGCUCGGCACCUGGUGUCGACGAUGAGGCAGCGCGGGCAGCAGCAUCAGAAGUGGCAGGCGGCGUGAUCGGGCAGUCUGUCUCGGGGCCGUCGUCGGGCGGUGCGGCAGGCGCCAUGGAGAUCCGGCACUCGGUGCGGCAUCAGGUUGCGCUCCCGCCGGGCUACCCGUACGUGCCGCUCUCGCACCACGUGCCGCCAGAGAAGCCGGCGCGCAAGUGGCCCUUCACUCUCGACCCAUUCCAGCGCACCGCCAUCAGCAGCAUCGAGCGCGGCGAGAGCGUGCUUGUCUCGGCGCACACCAGUGCCGGCAAGACGGUCGUGGCCGAGUACGCCAUUGCGCAGUGCCUGCGUGACGGGCAGCGUGUGGUGUACACAAGUCCGAUCAAGGCCCUCUCAAAUCAAAAGUACCGCGAGCUGAGCGCUGACUUUGGCGAUGUCGGCCUCAUGACGGGCGACGUGACGAUCAACCCGAGCGCGAGCUGUCUGGUGAUGACGACGGAGAUUCUCCGGUCCAUGUUGUACCGAGGCUCGGAGAUCAUGCGCGAGGUCGCGUGGGUCGUGUUCGACGAGAUCCACUACAUGCGCGACAAGGAACGAGGCGUCGUGUGGGAAGAGACGAUCAUCCUGCUGCCGCGCAAGGUGCACUACGUGUUCCUCUCAGCGACGAUUCCCAACGCGAUGCAGUUUGCCUCGUGGAUCGCCCACACGCACCAGCAGCCGUGCCACGUCGUGUACACCGACUUCCGGCCGACGCCGCUGCAGCACUACCUCUUUCCAGCCGGCGGCGACGGCAUCCAUCUCGUCGUCGACGAGAGCGGCGCGUUCCGCGAGGACAACUUCCAGGCGGCCAUGGGCGCGCUGUCGUCGUCGCGCGGCGAAGACUCGGGCUCCGCCGACGCGGGCAAGGGGCGCAAGGGCAAUGCCACGCGCAAGGGCGGCGCGGCCAAGGGCCCGACGGACAUCUACAAGAUCGUGCGCAUGAUCAUGCUCAAGAACUACAACCCCGUCAUCGUCUUUGCCUUUUCGAAGCGCGAGUGCGAGGGCCUGGCGCUGCAGAUGGCCAAGCUCGAGUUCAACACCGACGACGAGAAGACGAUGGUCUCGACAGUGUUCAACAACGCCAUCUCGGCGCUCUCGGAGGAGGACCGGCAGCUGCCGCAGAUCGAGCACCUGCUGCCGCUGCUGCGCCGCGGCAUCGGUAUCCACCACGGCGGCCUGCUGCCCAUCCUCAAGGAGGUGAUUGAGAUCCUGUUCCAGGAGGGCCUCAUCAAGGUGCUCUUCGCCACCGAGACGUUCUCCAUCGGCCUCAACAUGCCCGCCAAGACGGUCGUCUUCACGGCGGUGCGCAAGUGGGACGGCAAGGAGUUCCGCAACCUGUCGAGUGGCGAGUUCAUCCAGAUGAGCGGACGCGCGGGUCGGCGAGGCCUCGACGACCGCGGCAUCGUCAUCAUGAUGUUCGACGAGAAGCUCGAGCCGCCGGACGCCAAGAACAUGGUCAAGGGCGAGGCCGACCGGCUGAACAGCGCCUUCCACCUCGGCUACAACAUGGUGCUGAACCUGAUGCGCGUCGAGGGCAUCUCGCCCGAGUACAUGCUCGAGCGCUGCUUCUUCCAGUUCCAGAGCGCCGCCUCGGUGCCGGAGCUCGAGGGCCGCCUCAAGAUGGCGCAGAAGGAGCUCGACGCCGCCGUCGUGCCCGACGAGGAGCGCGUGACGGAGUACUUCACGCUGCGCGCCCAGAUCGAGGAGCUGGAGCGCGACGUGCGCGAGGUCACGACGCACCCGAGCUACGCGCUGCAGUUCCUGCAGCCCGGCCGCCUGGCGCACGUGCGGCACGAGGAGCUCGACUUUGGCUACGGCGUCAUUGUGCGGUAUCAGAAGCGCCUGCCGGGCAAGGGCGCGCCGACCCCGGAGGCCGAGCGGCCGCAGACACAGUGGAUCCUCGACGUGCUGCUCGACUGCGAGGCUGGCUCCGUUGCGCCGUCCGUCAAGGACGUCGCGCGCGCCGGCACGAGCUCGGCACCGCUGGGCAUCCGGCCAUGCCCGCCGGGCGAGAAGGGCGAGCUGCUCGUCGUGCCUGUGCUGCUUUCCACGAUCCACGCGCUCUCGGGCGUGCGCCUCUACAUGCCGCCCGACGUGCGCGGCCGCGAGGCGCGGGAUCAGGUGCGCCGCAACCUGCUCGAGGUGCGCCGUCGCUUUCCCGGCGCGCCGGGCGGCAAGGCCAUCCCGGUGCUCGACCCGAUCAAGGACAUGAAGAUCACCGACGAGAGCUUCGCACACCUGAUCGCCAAGAUUGCUGAGCUGCGCACGCGGAUGGAGGCGUCGGCCAUCCACACGUCGAGCAAGCAGGCCGAGCUGGAGACGGCCUACACGCACAAGAAGACGCAGCAAGCCUCCGUCGCGGCGCUUGAGCGCGAGCUCAACGCCGCACACAGCGUGCUGCAGCUCGACGAGCUCAAGUGCCGCAAGCGCGUGCUGCGCCGCCUCGGCUUUACGUCUGACGACGACGUGGUGCAGAAGAAGGGCCGCGUGGCGUGCGAGAUCUCGACGGGCGACGAGCUGCUGCUCACGGAGAUGAUCUUCAACAACGUCUUCAACGAGCUGGGCCCGGAGCAGUGCGCGGCGCUGCUCUCGUGCUUUGUCUUCGACGAGAAGUCGGCGCAAGAGAUUCGGCUCAAGGAAGACCUGGCCGCGCCGCUGCGCGUCAUGCAGGAGACGGCCCGGCGCAUCGCCAAGGUCUCGCAGGAGAGCCGUCUGCCCGUCAACGAGGACGAGUACGUGGCCGGCUUCAAGGUCGAGCUCAUGGACGCCGUCAUGCAGUGGUGCCGCGGCGCCAAGUUCGCCGAGAUCUGCAAGCUUACGGACGUGUUCGAGGGCAGCGUCAUUCGCGUCUUCCGGCGUCUGCAGGAGCUGCUGCGCCAGAUGGUGCAGGCGAGCAAGGCGAUCGGCAACGACGAGCUGGCGGACAAGUUCGAGGCGAGCCUCAAGGUGCUCGAGCGCGAGGGCUCCAUCAUCUUCAGCCCCUCUCUGUAUCUGUAAUUAUAGAGCCCCGUCCGCCUCA
This is a messenger RNA of Tilletiopsis washingtonensis, 3450 nucleotides long. RefSeq names its product antiviral helicase. Gene Ontology annotation, molecular function: RNA binding; ATP binding; RNA helicase activity. The record is from RefSeq and is a predicted model, not a curated record. Gene Ontology annotation, cellular component: nucleus. The transcript has 8 exons. NCBI's taxonomy places the organism in Eukaryota, Fungi, Basidiomycota, Exobasidiomycetes, Entylomatales. Bases 18 to 3428 code for a protein of 1136 amino acids. Gene Ontology annotation, biological process: RNA catabolic process; maturation of 5.8S rRNA.